Messenger RNA from Trichoderma harzianum CBS 226.95, 621 nucleotides. RefSeq lists its product as hypothetical. The record is from RefSeq and is a predicted model, not a curated record. The coding region runs from base 67 to 621 and encodes 184 amino acids. Lineage: Eukaryota; Fungi; Ascomycota; Sordariomycetes; Hypocreales; Hypocreaceae. The transcript has a single exon.
CUCUAGGAGGUUGCAGCAGCUCAGCAACCCAUCAUAAUAUCUGGUUCAACGGAGGUUGAUGGGCAUAUGUUUUAUACUGGACUAAAGCAACUGGAACCUUCUUUAGAGACUCAGCCGGAUUUACAAUUCUUGAUAUGUCCUUCCAAUUAUCUUAUACAACAUACUCUCUUUCUAUCCAAGGAUAUGUCAACCAAGACUAGCAACUUUUCGAUUAAUAUACGGAUUUUAGGCGAACUGCUCGAUAUGUGCUACAUCCGAGAGGCGUCUGACCGCCGUGAUAAAGUCCUUGCUCUCCUGGGCAUGGCCUCUGCGGCCUCUGAUAACUAUAGCAUCAAUGCUUUAUCUGCUCACUGUGAAAUUACUGAGGAAGCGCUUCUCAAACAAGUUAUUACGUUUAUUUUAAAUAGGCUUGAAAUUUUAAUAACUUGGAAUAAUAAAGAGAUAGAUAUAAGCAAGAAUAAAGGCUGCAUUCCAUGUUCUCAGAGCAGUGUCUUCAGUGAAAAGCGCUGGCAUCUGGGACACAAGCAAGAAAUAAGCAUCACUUUGACAACUGGUACGCGGAUGGAAGGAGAGGGCGCUUACUGGCCAGCACUUUUAGACUCAGUGGAUAUGACCUCGUGA